Tympanuchus pallidicinctus (lesser prairie-chicken) is the source of this 1710-nucleotide messenger RNA. It is a transcript of the gene PRRG4, whose product is annotated as proline rich and Gla domain 4. The transcript is spliced from 7 exons. The coding region runs from base 328 to 1062 and encodes 244 amino acids. The record is from RefSeq and is a predicted model, not a curated record. Gene Ontology annotation, molecular function: calcium ion binding. Gene Ontology annotation, cellular component: extracellular region. NCBI's taxonomy places the organism in Eukaryota, Metazoa, Chordata, Aves, Galliformes, Phasianidae.
AAAGAGUUCUUCUGGAGAUCACUUCUGCUGGUGUUUUGUGAGUGAGCCCAGGAUAGGGGUAGCGACUGGGCACUCUAACCAUCCUAGCGUUACCUGAUAACCAACAACCUACGCUGCUCUUUUUGUGCACGCUUCUGCUCUCUCAGGGCUCGGCCGUGCAGCGAGCGCACACGCAGCCGCACCACGGAGCGUCCCGCGGGGCUGCCUCAGCCCUUCCCCGGCCGUGGGACCGCCCCGACGGGGCGCAGCAGGCGGUGCGGGGCGGGUGCUGCCCUGGUGCGCACCGCGCCCUUUCCAGGAAGCGCUCAGCGCUGAGGACGGCGGCGGAUGGUUCCCGGCAGCUGGCUCUCGGCUCGGAGCUGCGGCGGGCAGGUAUGCGCCAUGCUGGGGCUGCUGCUGCUCUGCCAGCUCCAGCUGACCGCGUCGAGGUUUCUUCACCGCGUACAGAGGCUGAGCAGCCCGGAGCAGCCCGACGCCACGCAUGUGUUCACAUCAGCAAAGGAGGCCAAUUUAUUCAUUGGACGACAUCUUCUGAACAACAGAUUUGAUUUUGAAGCAUUCACGCCUGAUAACCUGGAAAGAGAAUGUAUGGAAGAGCUGUGCAGCUACGAGGAGGCCAGAGAAGUUUUUGAAGACACUGAUAGAACGACACAGUUUUGGAACGACUAUUCAACUAAAGGCCCUAGAAUAAAAACAGGUGAUGAAACACUACAAAAAAUAAAUGUUACAGGACUUCUAAUCGGUCCGAUUGCUGCUGGAGGAAUGUUAGCCAUAAUUGGACUACUUAUCUUCUACUGCUGCAAAGAUAGAUGUAAAUCAAGGCAACCACCAGGGCAUUUGGAUCAUGGAAGAAGCAGAAGACGUAGUUCGACUUCCAUCUUCAGAAGGCACGAAGAACUUUCUUUAAAUCCACUUCCUCCCAGACCUGAUGAUUCAGGACUACCAACUUAUGAGCAAGCAAUUACUUCAGGCGGGCAACAUGACGCACCUCCGCCCCCCUACCCAGGGCCCCCAAAAUGGGUACGGGCAUUUAGGAAGUCUAUGUCGCUUCCUGCCCCUUAGCUACAAACCUCCUCCUGAAGGGAGGAGGGAUCAUUCAGGUAUAACAAACUUUUAAAAAGUUCACUACCUUGCAUAUUGCAAGAUGGUUUACAGAAAUGUGAAAGAUUGUUAGCACAGCUAGGAGCAAAUCAAGAUCCCCUCGGGAGAGUGAACUGUUGCAAAAGCUGCAGAACCAUUCUUUGCACAAGGGUGUUUCUUUAAGAAGAGAGAAUGUAUAAAGAGUAAGUCUUGUACUGCCCCUCUUCCACACGCACUUUGAGCCAUGCCAUCAUAUUAUUGAUGUUUUAUUAAUAGUUUUAUCUUGUUUCUUUAGAAGGAACAUUAUUUUAAUUGGUUUUAUUGACAGUAACCAUUUUUUGGUGACUUAAUACUUUCAGUCAUCAUCAUAAGUCUGCUGUGUUGUUUGACAUUGCUGCUGUGUGGAUUUUCUAUUCAUUCUAGUAAUAGAUUUGAGUAUGAAAAUCAUGCGAUGAGUUUAUCUUGCAAGUGUGAAUAUAUUUCUGCUUCUGGAUUACAGUGGUUCGUUUUAGACUUUGCUGGUAAACAUUACUUAAUUUGAUGUAUUUUUGUGAUUAUUAUUUUGGAUUAAAAAGAGUAAUUAGUUGCAUGGCACAUUGCACACUCAACAAAAAUGUAUGUUAAUCAAAA